AUUCAGCUUGAAAAACAUGUAUUUUAAUGGCGUUAUUUUAUUGAUGCUGAUGCCAGCAAUCUUUGCCGAUGAGGAGCUACCCGAACGAGAUCUUAUACAACCACGAAUCUUUCAUGGCAAACCCAUAAGUCUAAGAACUCUAGGAGGCUAUGCUGUGCAAAUCUAUCGUGGUUCAACACUGGUGUGCACUGGCACUUUGUUGAGCAAAAAUCACAUUCUGACGGCAGCACAUUGCUUUGAGAGGGCAAAUUUCACGGACUUUUAUGUGGUUGCUGGCGAAAAUGAUCAGGUAGACUUUUACUUUGAGGAGGAUCGAAACUAUGUGAUAAAGGGAAAGCGACAUCCAGACUACAAUAAAUUACAAUUCAUUGGCGACAUUGCCGUUGUCAAAGUGCGGUAUCCCAUAAGAGGACGCGGCACUGGCUACAUGAAUCUCUGCAGUCGUUUGAUGUCCGCUGGCAACAUGGUCACAGUCUCUGGCUGGGGAGCUAGUGAAAACCAAAGGAACCACAACGAGCUGCGCACAAUGCGUAUUCCAAUUGUUGCAAAGCCCGAGUGUAACGAGAAGAUGGCCAUAAAGUUACCGGUGAAUGUGAUCUGUGCCUCCAACUAUAAGAAGAGCACUCUGUGCAACGGUGACUCAGGUGGACCGAUGAUCUUCAAUGGUGAAGUUUGUGGCGUUAGCACGUGGACCUUUGAAUGUGGUAAUACAAUCAAACCUGACAUUUUCAUGAGUGUCUACGUGUAUCGGGAUUUUAUAAACAAAGCAAUGGAUGAGAUGGGAGAUUGAUUGAGAGUGUAGAGGAUUAUGAAAUUUACAUGAAUAUACAAAAG
Drosophila albomicans is the source of this 834-nucleotide messenger RNA. Its product is annotated as seminase. The record is from RefSeq and is a predicted model, not a curated record. The transcript has a single exon. NCBI's taxonomy places the organism in Eukaryota, Metazoa, Arthropoda, Insecta, Diptera, Drosophilidae. Gene Ontology annotation, biological process: proteolysis. Bases 17 to 790 code for a protein of 257 amino acids. Gene Ontology annotation, molecular function: serine-type endopeptidase activity.